This is a messenger RNA of Brettanomyces bruxellensis, 7272 nucleotides long. RefSeq lists its product as uncharacterized. NCBI's taxonomy places the organism in Eukaryota, Fungi, Ascomycota, Pichiomycetes, Pichiales, Pichiaceae. The coding region runs from base 1 to 7272 and encodes 2423 amino acids. Gene Ontology annotation, biological process: mRNA splicing, via spliceosome; spliceosomal tri-snRNP complex assembly. The transcript has a single exon. Gene Ontology annotation, molecular function: U5 snRNA binding; protein binding; metallopeptidase activity. Gene Ontology annotation, cellular component: U5 snRNP; catalytic step 2 spliceosome. The record is from RefSeq and is a predicted model, not a curated record.
AUGCCAAGAAGGAACGGGCCACCGCCUCCACCACCUCGUGGUGGAGUGAAGCGAAGAAAGCAAAAUGGCAAUUCCAGCAUGGUAACAUCUACAACAGGCGAUAAACAUGAUAAAGCAAGAAACACAGAGCAUAGGAGAGGCAUUCCACCACCACCACCGGGCAUAUCACACCAAAUGCAGUCGGCACCGCCUCCUCCUCCGGGUAUGGGCAGGGCUGCACCUCCGCCGGGCCGAAUUCAGGGCAAAACACCACCGCCUCCACCACCGCCAGGAUUCAAACAUCGGGGAAAAGCAGCAUCUUCAAACAGAAGCAAGGUACUGGACGAACGCAGGAAAAGGUGGAUGUCGAUGCAAAAACAGCGGUUCGGGGCAAAGGACAAGAUGACGAGGGCGACAUUUGUGCACAAGGCGCGGAUUGAAAUGCCCCCAGAGGUUUUAAGAAAGAUAAUGAACGACCAGGGAGACCUAUCGACUCGAAAGUUCGACUAUGAGAAAAGAUCGAUCCUGGGUGCCCUCCGAUACAUGCCACACGCAAUAUUCAAGCUCUUGGAGAACAUGCCGCAGCCGUGGGAGGCGUACCGGGAGGUGAAAGUGGCGUAUCACGUGACAGGUGCGAUUACGUUUGUUAAUGAGACUCCCCGGGUGAUUGAGCCGGUGUAUUAUGCACAGUGGGCGACGGCCUGGCUCCAGAUGCGGCGGGAGAAGCGGGACCGGCGGCAUUUCCAGCGGAUGAGGCUUCCCGCGUUCGACGAUGAGGAGCCUUUUGUGGAUUUCAGCAGCUACAUUGAGGAUUUGGAGCCCCCGGAGCCGGUCCGGAUGGAUUUGGAUUCGGAGGAGGACGGGGCGGUGUACGGGUGGCUCUACGAGGCGCGGCCGCUUGCAGACAACCUUGCACACGUUAAUGGGAGCUCGUACCGGCGGUGGAGGUUGGACUUGCAGCAGAUUGCGAGCCUAUACCGGCUUUCGAGUCCGCUUCUUGCCGAGUCGAUCGACCCGAACAGUCGGUACUUGCUCGACGGUGAGGCGUUGGCGACGGCCAAGGCGUUGAACAUCAAAUUGCCGGGCGGCCCCGGGUUCGAACCGCUGCCGCGGAGAAGCAAGCCCGAGGAUGACGAUUUUAGCGAGUUCAACUCUCUCGACCGCAUAAUCUACCGGGGCAAGUUGCGGUCCGAGUACCGGGUGGCCUUCCCGUAUCUCUACAACUCGAACGUGGAUGGUGUGCGGUGCUCCGUGUACUGCCAUCCGGCCUGGCUGUAUGUUCACCGGGAGGACCCCGAAGGUGCCGUUUUCUGCUUUGACGCGUCCUUGUCGCCAAUUGGUGCCUGCAAGAUAGGCGAGACGGACGCGACCGGGUGCACGGAGGCAGAUCUGGACAAGUUGCCAGCCGUGCAGCCGUUACUUGGUGAUUUACCAGUGGCCCCGGCAGAUUCUGCGGACGCAUUGGACGUUUUUGCCGCGUGCAGCCCGUUUAACCGGCGUAGUGGCCACACCAGGCGGGCGGAGGACGUGGCCCUGGUGAAGCCGUGGUAUCGGGAGCGGCUGGGCAGGUCUGCUGCGGUCAAAACGCGGAUCUCGCAGCAGAGACUCGUGGGGAAAGACGUGUUGAACAAAUUGCACGCGAAACCACCAAGUGGGCAGGGCCACGCGGGAUUGGUGAAGGCCCUGCGUGCGUCGAAGUACUUCGAGGAGACGUCGAUCGACUGGGUGGAGGCGGGGAUCCAGGUGUGCCGGCAGGGCCACACGAUGCUCAACCUCUUGAUUCAUAGGCGCGGGUUGACGUACUUGCACUUGGACUACAACUUCAACUUGAAGCCGGUGAAAACUCUCACGACCAAGGAGCGGAAGCGGUCGCGGUUCGGGCACGCGUUCCACUUGAUGCGGGAGCUUUUGCGGGCAACGAAGUUGAUGGUUGAUGCCCACAUCCAGUACCGGGUGGGCAACAUCGAUGCUUUCCAGCUUGCGGACGGCCUAUACUACGCAAUGAACCACUUCGGGCAGCUCACGGGCAUCUACCGGUACAAGUACAAGGUGAUGCACCAGAUCCGGGCAUGCAAGGACUUGAAGCAUGUCGUUUACCACCGGUUCAAUGCAGUGGUGGGCAAGGGCCCCGGUUGCGGGUUCUGGCAGCCUGCCUGGAGGGUGUGGCUGUUUUUCCUGCGUGGCAUCAUCCCGCUUCUCGAGCGGUGGCUUUCGAAUCUCCUCUCGCGGCAGUUCGAGGGGAGGCAGGCCAAGCAGGUGGCCAAAACCGUCACAAAACAGCGUGUGGACUCGUACUACGACUUGGAGCUCCGGGCCUCCGUUUUGCACGAUAUCCUCGACAUGAUCCCGGCGGGCGUCCGGCAGAACAAGUCGAAGUCGAUUCUCCAGCAUCUCAGCGAGGCCUGGCGGUGCUGGAAGGCCAAUAUCCCCUGGAAUGUGCCCGGGAUGCCGAAACCCAUCGAGCAGAUCAUCCAGAAGUACGUCAAGGCGAAGGCUGACGGGUGGAUCUCGGUGGCACACUACAACCGGGAGAGAAUCAGGCGGGGGAGGACGAUGGACAAGGCUGUGCAGAAGAAGAACCUAGGGCGGCUUACGCGGAUCUGGGUGAAGAACGAGCAACAGCGGCAGGUGGAUUACCAGCGGAACGGCCCGCACGUGCGUCCGGCGGAGGCUGUGGGUGUGUACAAGUUGAUGAUCCGGUGGUUGGAGAACCGGCGGUUCGUUCCGAUCCCGUUCCCGCCGGUAAACUACAGGCACGACACGAAGAUCCUCGUUUUGGCGUUGGAGAACUUGAAGAACGCGUACGUGUCGAAGACGCGGUUGAACUCGGCCGAGAGGGAGGAGCUGGCCUUGAUUGAGCAGGCCUACGACAACCCGCACGAAUUUCUUGCAAACAUCAAGCGGACGAUUCUCACGCAGCGGAACUUCAAGCCGGUGUCCGUGGAGAUGAUGGACCACUACAGUCACGUGACGCCCGUCUACCACGUGGAGCCGCUCGAGAAGAUCGUCGACGCGUACAUCGACCAGUACCUGUGGUAUGAGGCGGGGAAAAGGGGCCUGUUCCCGAACUGGGUGAAGCCUGCGGACGCGGAAGUUCCGCCCUUGCUCGCGUACAAGUGGUGCCAGGGUGUCAACAACGUGGACAGCGUGUGGGACACGUCGCGCGGGCAGUGCAACGUGAUGCUGCACACGAGUCUUGGCCGGCUGGCCGAGAAAGUCGACUUGACGCUUUUGAACCAGCUCUUACGCUUGGUUGUUGACUCGAACAUCGCCGACUACAUGACUGCCAAGAACAACGUGGAGCUCACCUACAAGGACAUGAGCCACGUGAACCAGUACGGGCUAAUCCGCGGGCUCCAGUUCUCGUCCUUCCUUCUGCAGUACUACGGCCUGUCUGUGGACCUGCUCCUGCUUGGAUUCGAACGCGCGUCGGACCUGGCGGGCCCGGCAGUGCAGCCGAACGAGUUCUUGGAGUUUGCAAGUGUCGAAACGCAGACCCGGUCGCCCGUCAGGCUGUACAUGCGGUACAUCGACCAGGUGUACAUGUUUUUGCGGCUGUCGGAGGAGCAGGCGUUCGACAUGAUCCAGGACUACCUCUCGGCGAACCCCGACCCGAACUUCGCGUCGAUCGUCGGGUACAACAACCGGCGGUGCUGGCCACGUGACCAGAGGAUGAGACUCAUGCGGCACGACGUGCACUUGGGCCGGGCUGUGUUCUGGGAGUUCCAGGGCCGUGUUCCGGACACGUUUGCGGACAUCAAGUGGGAAGAAACCAUGGCAUCCGUGUACUCGAAGGAGAACAGCAACGUGCUUUUCACUAUGUGCGGGUUUGACAUCCGCAUCCAGCCCCGGGUUCGAACCCGGGAGUCGCUCUCCAAGUCCUCCGCCGAGUCCUCCGCCGAGUCCACAUGGGACCUUCUUGAUGAGCAGACUAAAGAGUGCACUGCCAAGGCCUACCUUCAGGUUUCCGAGGAGGCCGUGCGCGAGUUCGACUACACGAUUCGGCGGCUUUUGGUGUCGUCCGGGUCGGUUGCGUUCACCAAAGUGGCCUCCAGGUGGAACACAGCCUUGCUGUCGCUCUUCGUGUACUACAGAGAGGCGAUCGUCUCGACGACCAGCUUGCUGUCGUUGAUUGUGAGGUGCGAGGACAAGAUCCAGACCCGGGUCAAGCUCGGGUUGAAUUCCAAGAUGCCGUCGCGUUUCCCGCCGGCUGUUUUCUACACUCCAAAGGAGCUAGGUGGGUUGGGCAUGCUCAGUGCGUCGCACGUGCUCAUUCCGGCAUCGGAUCUCCGCUGGUCCCGGCAGACCGACACGGGGAUCACGCAUUUCCGGUCCGGAAUGACCCACGACGACGAUCGGCUCAUCCCGACCAUCUACCGGUACAUCACGACCUGGGAGAACGAGUUCUUGGACUCGCAGCGCGUGUGGACCGAGUUCGCCAUGAAGAGGGAGCAGGCCGAGAAAACUAGAAGAAGACUCACGUUCGAGGACUUGGAGGACUCCUGGGACCGCGGGUUGCCCCGGAUCAGCACGCUUUUCCAGAAGGACUGGCAGACUUUGGCCGUGGACCGCGGUUACCGGGUCAGGAAGGUGUUCAAGUCGUUCCAGGAGCCGUACGCGAACUCUUUCUGGUGGUUGUCCGACCGCCACGACGGCCACCUGUGGAAUUUGAACUCGUACCGCACGGACGUCAUCCAGGCUCUUGGAGGUGUCGAGACCAUCUUGGAGCACACGCUUUUCAAAGGUACCGGGUUCACAUCCUGGGAGGGGCUUUUCUGGGAGAAGGCCUCUGGAUUCGAGGACACCAUGAAGUUCAAGAAGCUCACGAAUGCCCAGCGGUCCGGUCUCUCGCAGAUCCCAAACAGGAGGUUCACCUUGUGGUGGUCACCAACCAUCAACCGGGCCAACGUUUACGUUGGAUUCCUCGUGCAGUUGGACCUCACGGGUGUCUUCUUGCACGGCAAGAUCCCCACUUUGAAGAUCUCGUUCAUCCAGAUCUUCCGGGCCCACCUCUGGCAGAAAAUCCACGAGUCCGUCGUUGUAGACUUGUGCCAGGUGUUCGACGAUUCCUUGGACGACUUGCAGUUGGACAGCGUCGAGAAGUUGACCAUCCACCCGCGUAAAUCCUACAAGAUGAACGCCUCUACUGCUGACAUCCUGCUCACUGCCUCCUCCAAGUGGUCCUGCUCCAUUCCCUCGCUUAUGUUCGACACCAACGACUCGACGGAGGCCACCAAAUCGGACAAGUACUGGCUGGAUGUCCAGCUCCGUUACGGAGACUACGACUCCCACGAUAUCUCCCGAUAUGCCCGGGCGAAGUUCCUCGACUACACCACAGAUAACGUCAGCAUCUACCCAAGCACCACGGGCUGCUUGGUGGCCAUCGACUUGGCCUACAACAUGUAUGAUGCGUACGGUAACUGGUUCCCGGGAAUGAAGGACCUCAUGCGGAAGGCCAUGGAGACAAUCAUGAAGGCCAACCCGGCGUUGUAUGUGUUGCGUGAGCGGAUCCGCAAGGGGCUCCAACUCUACCAGGCACAGCCCCAGGAGGCCUUUCUCAGCUCAAGCAACUACUCGGAGUUGUUCAACAGCGAUGGAAAGCUCAUCGUUGACGAUAGCAACGUCUACCGGGUGAUUUCUCACUCGACGUUCGAGGGGAACACAGCCGUCAAGGUGCUCAACGGUGCGCUUUUCAUGCUCAACCCCAAGACGGGGCAGCUAUUUUUGAAGAUUAUCCACAGCUCUGUGUUCCAGGGCCAGAGCAGAAGAGCACAGUUGGCCAAAUGGAAGGCUGCCGAGGAGGUUGCCGCCCUAGUUCGGUCUCUACCAAGGGAAGAGCAACCCAAGCAGGUGAUAAUCACCCGGAAGGGUAUCCUAGAUCCCUUGGAAGUGCACUUGCUCGACUUCCCAAGCAUCUCGAUUCGGCCCACCGAGUUGCACAUGCCGUUCAACGCCGCCCUCAAGAUCGACAAGCUCAAUGACAUCGUCAACACCGCAAAGGAGCCCAAGAUGACUCUCUUCAACGUCUACGACGACUGGUUGGACUCCUGCUCGUCGUUCACCGCCUUCAACCGGCUCAUUCUCUUGAUGAGGGGCCUGCAGGUGAAUGCCGACAAGACGAAGUUGAUUUUGCGUCCAGACGAGUCUGUUAGGACCAAGGAGCACCACUUGUGGCCUACGCUUAGCGAUGAGCAGUGGAAAGAUGUCGAGUCUCAGCUUGCAGACCUCAUCUUGGGUGAUUACUCGCGCAAGUACUCGGUGAACAUCAACUCUUUGACCGACAACGAGAUCAGAGACAUCAUUCUCGGCCAGGAUGUGCGUGCAUUGUCCGUUCGGAGGAGGAAGAUCGCCGAGAUCGAGAAGCAGAACCAUGCCGAGGACCAGCCAACUUCAGCAGUGAAAACUUUGACCACCACUACCGGCGGAGAUCAAAUAGUGACCGUGACUACGACAAACGCCGAGCAGGAGCAGUUUUCCUCCAAGUCCAACUGGCGGGCACGCGCCUUACAGGUGGGAAGCCUCCACAAGCGUGCCCAGAAGGUGUAUAUAGAGAGUGGAGACUUGGCAGACAGCGACUGCUACGCUUACGUUGUUCCUAAAAACGUUCUUUCUAAGUUUGUCGAACGCAGCGAUACGAGGACCCAGAUUGCCGGAUAUCUUUACGGUAAGUCUCCCGAGGACAACGACAAGGUGAAGGAGGUCAGGUGCAUUGUGAUGGUUCCACAGGUGGGCGAGAUUCACAGGGUGGAGUUGCCUCUACAGCAUGUACACUCCAAACUGCUCGAUGGGUUGCAACCUCUAGGAUGGAUACACACAAUUCCUUCAGGCAAGGACACCGAAGUCGAUGGCUCGGCCGAGCUGCUAAGCCACGCCAGGCUGUGCUCACAGUUUGACUGGGAUAAGAACAGUGCUGCCAUCUCCAUCUCCUACACUCCCGGCUCCAUUACUCUUACUGCUAAUAAUGCUACGGAUAGAGGUGCAGAGUGGGCAUCUAAAAACGUUGCAAAUCUCGCCAACAGCAUCGCUGCCGAGGACUACCACCCGGCCUACAGGAAGAAGGCGCCGCUUGUUUUGACUGAUCGCUUCAAGGGCUUCUUCUUGGUCCCGGAAAUGGACAUUUGGAACUACUCGUUUAUUUCCAAUGCUUGGAACGAGGAUAUCGAGUUUGGCCUCAAGUUGGACGACCCGCUUCCGUUCUACCACGAGCUGCACCGCCCUGUCCAUUUCGAUGCAUUUAAUACGAUAGAGGGCGACGGCGAUCUAGAAGCUGAGCAGGAGGAUGUGUUUAAAUGA